Messenger RNA from Candidula unifasciata, 711 nucleotides. Lineage: Eukaryota; Metazoa; Mollusca; Gastropoda; Stylommatophora; Geomitridae. The record is from the annotation of a GenBank genome assembly.
AUGAAGGUUCUCUUGCUUGCUUUAUCCAUGGUAAUGGUAGCAGUCACAGCUGACAAGUGCACAGAGAAAUGUGCCAAAUGUGAGACAGUGGAACGAUCAGAGUGCUUAGCUGGCAUGGGAAAAGAUCCGGAGUGUGGCUGCUGUGACAUUUGUUCCAGAUUUGAGGGGCAGAAGUGUGACAAGAAUGGUGCUGCAUACAAGCAUGGUCAUUGUGGUGAUGGCCUUGACUGUAAAUCCGUUGGUGAUGAUGAUAUCUGCCAGUGUGUCUGGGAUGAAAUAAUCUGUGGCUCUGAUGGUGUCACAUACAACAAUCUUUGCCAGAUGAUGGCUGCAGCUGUCAGAGAAUCCAAGAGGGAUACAAUGGAGGUCAAGUCAGUAGGCCCAUGUGAUCCAGGUGCACAGAUUGUAACCAAGCCUGAAUAUGUUAAAAACAGCACAAACAACAAUGUUGUCCUUUCAUGUGAAGCUAUUGGAUUCCCCACUCCUUCAAUCCACUGGGUUGUUACUAAAGCCAACAAUAAGACUUUUGAUAUGCCAGGUGAUGACGAUCACAUUGUUAUUGCCACAAGAGGUGGUCCAGGAAAAUAUCAGGUGACUGGGUGGCUGCAGAUUGAACACCUGUUGAAACGUCACGAAGGGGACUACACAUGUAUUGCAGCCAAUGAGCUCAAGGAAGACAGGGCCAAAGCUAGGAUUAAGGUAGCCAACUAA